AUGGUAAGUUGGUUUGAGGCAGAACGUAUCAAAGUCAUUGUGAAAGAGAUAUCAAAUAAAUUAUUGAGUAAUACAUUCUCAGCAGGUACUGUUGGACUAGUAGGAAUUAAAACCCGAGUUGAGAAAUUGAAGUCACGCUUAGCUAUGGAGUCAAAUGAUGUUCGCAUUAUAGGAAUUUGGGGGACAGGAGGAAUGGGUAAGACAACUCUUGCUAGAGUUGUUUAUGGUAUGAUUUCCAAUCAAUUUGAAGAUCGCUGUUUUAUUACUAAUGUUAGGAAAGAAUCUGAAAAAUGUGGUUUACUUAAGAUACAAGAAAUACUUUUGAGGGAACUUUUGAAUGAUAGAGAUUUGAAGGUACACAAUGAUCAUAAUGGAGAUCUCAUGAUUAAAAGUAGGUUACGUAACAAAAAGAUUCUUCUUGUUCUUGAUGACGUAAAUAAAUUAGACCAAUUGGAGAAGUUAGCAGGGGAGCAUUGUUGGUUUCGUUCAGGUAGUAGAAUUAUGAUAACAACAAGAGAUAGGCAUUUGUUGGUGUGUCAUGGAGUAACUGAAAUAUACGAGGCUGAAGAAUUGAAUCAUUAUGAAGCUCUUAAACUUUUUAGUUUGAAAGCUUUUAAAAUGGACCAUCCAACUGAAGAUUAUGGAAAGCUAUCUCAAGUUUUUGUAGAUUAUUGUAAGGGGCUUCCUUUGGCCCUUGAAGUUUUAGGUUCUUCCUUGUACGAUAGAAGCAUUGGUGAAUGGAAAAGUAAAUUGCGUAGGCUCCCCAAAUUUUGUGAUGGAGAAAUUCUCAGUGUGCUUCGAAUAAGUUUUGUUGAUCUACCACAACCAGAUAAGGAAAUUUUCUUACAUAUCGCAUGCUUUUUUAAUCACAAAAAUAGAGAUGUUGUCCUCAAAUUUCUAGAAUAUCUUGAGCCUGGUGCUGAAAUUGGAUUGAAGGAUCUUAUUGAUAAGUCUCUCAUUAAAUUGUAUGAAAAUCAAUUGUGGAUGCAUGAUUUACUACAAGAAAUGGGCCGAGAUAUAGUUCGUCAAGAGUGCCCUGAAGAACCCGGGAAAUGGAGUAUGCUGUGGUCAUUUGAAAAUAUCAACAAGGUGUUGACAGAAAAUACGGGAACAGAGAAAAUUCAAUGCAUAGGACUAGAGAUGCAUGAACCAAAAAAUGUAGAUUGGGAUCCUGAGGCCUUUUCAAAGAUGCGAUAUCUAAAAUUGCUUAAAAUUUGUGGUGUUCAACUUAUGCAUGAUCUCAAACAUCUUCCUAAUAGCUUAAGAAUUCUUGAUUGGAAAGGGUACCCUUCAAAAUCGUUGACAUCAAGUUCCCGAUUAAAGAGUUUUGAGAAUUUGAAAUUCAUGAAUCUGAGUGAAUCUCUAAAACUUAUUGAAGCCCCAGACAUCAUUGAAGUCCCAAAUCUUGAGAGUUUGGUUCUUAAAAGUUGUAUAAAUUUACGUAGGAUUCACCCAUCAAUUGGAAUUCAUAAAAAGCUUACUAUUCUUGAUUUACAACGGUGCGAGAACCUCACGAGUCUUCCAAGCAAGUUUAAAUUAAAGUGUCUUGAGGAACUUAAUCUUACUGAGUGCUCAAAAUUAACAGAAAUUCCAGAAUUCGGGAGAAACAUGAAAAGGGUACGCAUCCUUUAUUUAGGUUCUACUGCAAUUACAACACUACCCACGUCAAUUGAGCAUUUGACUGGCCUUGUUGAGUUGACUGUAAAUAGUUGCAAAAAUCUUGAGCAUUUACCUAAUACUAUUUUUAAUUUAAAGUUGGUUAGAAAAGUCUCUCUCCAGUUUUGCUCAAAACUGGAUAGACUGCCAGAGAACCUAGGGGAUGCCGAAAGUCUAGAGGAGUUGGAUUUGUGGGAGACUACUAUAAGAGAGGUCCCUUCUUCCAUUGGUCUCUUAAAACAUCUUCAUUCCCUAACAUUGACUGAAUGUAAGGGGUUAUCAAUGCCAACAAGUCCUCAUCCCAUCGACUUGCUAUUCUCUUCUCUAUCUCUAUCACCUGCGUCUCCUUUGACCCACUUGCUUUUAGGUGACUGCAAUCUCAAGGCAAUCCCUAAUGAUAUUGGUUCCUUAGUCUCUUUAGAAUGGUUGGUUCUAGAUGGAAAUGAUUUUGAUUGCCUUCCGGAAAGCAUCAUUCAACUUUCGAAAUUGAAAUGGAUGCACUUGAAUAAUUGCACAAGUCUUCGAUCAUUGCCAAAGCUUCCAUUGAAUAUUGAACUCGUGGAGGCGAAAGGUUGUAUCUCACUGGAAAUGUUACCAGAUCCAUUAAAACCAAGCGAUUCAUUGGAACCAUCUCUCAAUCUUGAAAAUUGCGAUAAAUUGGAUGACAAUCAAAGCUGCAUAGACUGGUUUAUCUCAGGGAUAAAAAAGUCCCUCAAGCUCUCUCCCGCUCUCCCUCUCUCAGUCCUAAAAGAGUCAUAUAACAUUGUUUUUCCUGGAAGUGAAAUUCCCGAGUGGUUUAGCUACCAAAACAUGGGGAAAGAAGUGAAAAUAAAAGUACCUUCUCAUUUGUGUAAGAACGUGGGAAUUGUUAUUUGCGUUGUGUGCCCCACGCUUGACUAUUCGUUGAUAGCCAAUGGAAAAGAAAUUUCUUUUGAAAGUGGCACAGUUGUUCAGGUUUCAUCAGAUCACCUUCGGCUAGUCUAUGUGACUCCUCAAUUCUUCGACAAGGAAUCAAAUAAAUUAUCGUGGGAAGGUGACGUGAAUGGAUUCCGUCAGAUUAGAAUUGAAAUUGAAACCCAUUAUUCAAGCGUGAAGGUAAAAAAAUGGGGGUUCCAUAUGAUAUACAAGAAAGACAUAGAAGAUCUUGACAUGGAUGUUCUCCAUCAUAAUUUCGACAGUUUGUCAGUGGAAGUGGAAGCAAGUUCUGAUUACAAUAUGGCUGGACCCAGUGGAGAAGGAAGCUCUGAUUGUGAGGAGUCAAGUGAGUACGAGGGUUGCGAUAGGGAGGAAUCUAGUGAAAGUGACCCUGAUUAUUAGUCAACAUUUUUCUCCAGUUUUUUCAGAUCAUGACCAAGGUCAACCACCCAUGCCCAUUUCACAUGUUCAUCUUUAUGGUAAUUAGACCCAAGCAGGCAAGCAAGUAUUUAACAAGAUUGAAAAUGGGAGAAGGGUAACUAAUAGUUCAAAUAACAAAGAAAAGCCUCAACAAUAGCAAGAAAAGCAAAUCCAGACCUUUAGAGAGGGUUCAACUGCAACCAAUCCUGUUGGAGGAGAGCUGCAAGGGUAGGGGAUGGAAAUAGCGGGGAUCCAAUUUCUUUUUUAAAAAUAGAGAAUAUGCAUGUCCAUAGCUGCUUGUGAGGAGUCAAGUGAGUGAUUAGUGACCUGAGAUUUUUUCAUUGGAAGGAAUUUUGUGAAGUGACCCAGAAGGUUGAUCAAUGCUUUUCUCUCUAUCGCCCAUCUGUGAUUUACCACAAGAGAAGUGCGUUUGGAUCUAUUACUAAAUGACCUUAGCCAUCUGAUGCCUUUAUUCAAUGUUGGGAAAUCAUCAAAGACUUCAUCUUCCCAUGUAAUGCUUGUGAAGAAGAAUUGAUCAUGAGCAGGGCAAAACUGUUCAUGCUCAUUUCACAGGAUAAAACAAACCAGAAGACUUGGCCUCCAUAGGCAAGCAACUGUGCAGAAAAGGUUGAAAAAUAGAGAAGCUAUCCUGCUUUGAUUGGACCUGAUUAGAGAGCUGUACUCUCCAGAAGUAGCUGCUCAAAUUUUAGCUAUCUCAAGCUGUGGAGUUACUGAUAAGCUGCUAUGGCCUCAUACAACACAACAUAGUAUGCACAAGCCUAUGAUGCACAACAUGUUGAUUAGAGUAACUACUGGAGAGUUCCAAGGGGAGUGUGUCCAGUUGUGGAGGGAUGGCAAGUGUUGCUGACAGUUGAGGGGCACUGGCAGAGCAGAUGCAAAUGGGGUUGUUUUGCCUAUGUAGCUAAAUCAUGGGCUGGCAGAUAAUUUUUCAGCCUGUUCCAGUAACGCCGUAUGCAAAAAAGUGAAAGCUUACUUUUUGAGAAGCAUAUUUUCCAGGUUGUUCUGGUUAGUGGAAGAUUGGAGGACCUGUGGAAAAGAAGAAGGUUCCUUGGCAACUUGGUGCGUUGAUUGAAGAACACAAGUGCAAGGAAGUUGGAGAAUGCCAGUGGUGUACAUUUGCUGUGUACCGGAGUCACUAAUGAGGCCUGCACAAGUCUCUAAUGCACAACAAGCAGAUCAAAGUAACUGCAGGAAAGUACCAAGGCAGGUGUAUCAAGUUGUGGAGGGUUGUAGGUGUUGCUGACAAUUUAGGGACGCUAGCAGAGAUAGUGUGAACGGGGUGGUUUUGGCUUUGUAGCCAAAUCAAGUGCUGGCAGGCUGUUGCAGUUCUUCCAUAUGCAACCAAAUGGCAUGCAGCUAGAUGCCCCUGUUCGGAAAGCAUUAACUAAGGCUAUACAGCUUGGUUUUUGUAGACUUGUUUCCAUCAUUUCUAAGAGCGGAGGAACUCCUUUUGAGAAGAAGGUUUCCUUGGCAACUUGCUGUGCUGAUUGAAGGCCACAAGUGCAUAGAAGUAGGAGAACAUUAGUGGUUGUAUAUUUUGUGCAUAAGAGAGUUGCUACAGAUGUUGGGGUCUUGCUGUUGCUUCAAAGUCUUUUGAACAUUUUUGGACUCUACUACCAGCCAACGCUUCAGACAUUAUUUUGUAUUAUAAACCAUACCCAAAAAGAAAAGAGAAGACAAAAAGAAAGAAGUUAAAUUAACACCUUUUCUGGACUAAAGCUAGUUGCAACUACAUGCAAUCAUUAACAUUGUAAGACAUCAUAUAAGAGAUUCAUGUCUUUGCGUGAAAAUCAUAUUCAUCUCUCCUUUUAGAUUCAAAUAAGAGCAAUUGAAUUAACUAUCUAA
Molecule: messenger RNA, 4857 nt
Organism: Quercus robur (English oak)
Lineage: Eukaryota; Viridiplantae; Streptophyta; Magnoliopsida; Fagales; Fagaceae
Product: disease resistance protein RUN1-like
Exons: 12
Coding region: 1-2973 (990 amino acids)
Biological process (GO): defense response
Molecular function (GO): ADP binding
Source: RefSeq, a predicted model, not a curated record